GGGGGGCGGCGCCCGCGAGAACCGGGGGCGGCGGCGGCGGCUGGACCCGGGCUUCUGCUGGCGCGGCUCCCCCAAGGCCAAGGGCCCGGCUCGCCCGGCUCGCAGUGGGGAAGAGGCUGAGGGCUGCGAGGGCGGCCCAGUCGCGCCGCGCCUCACGAGUUCUGUGGGGAUUGCUUCUUGCCUGCUUUGAGAAAACAUGAAGUCACAGUAUCUUGUGCCUACUGUAGCCAUACUGAUGUUCCUAACAUGGAUCCCUCUCUCACUGAGUUGUAACAAAGCUCUCUGUGCUAGUGAUGUGAGCAAAUGCCUUAUUCAGGAACUUUGUCAGUGUCGACCUGGUGAAGGAAAUUGCUCAUGUUGUAAGGAAUGCAUGCUUUGUCUGGGCACUCUUUGGGAUGAAUGCUGUGAUUGUGUUGGAAUGUGCAAUCCUCGAAAUUACAGUGAUACACCUCCUACUUCAAAGAGCACUGUAGAAGAGCUUCAUGAACCAAUUCCCUCUCUCUUCAGAGCUCUAACAGAAGGAGGCACCCAGCUGAACUGGAACAUUGUUUCAUUCCCAGUUGCCGAAGAACUUUCUCAUCAUGAGAAUCUGGUUUCAUUUUUAGAAACUGUUAACCAACCACACCAUCAGAAUGUGUCUGUUCCUAGCAACAAUGUCCAUACACCAUAUUCCAAUGACAAAGAACACAUGUGUACUGUGGUAUAUUUUGAUGACUGUAUGUCAAUACAUCAGUGUAAGAUCUCUUGUGAAUCCAUGGGAGCAUCUAAAUAUCGCUGGUUCCAUAAUGCCUGCUGCGAAUGUAUUGGACCAGAAUGCAUUGAUUAUGGCAGCAAAACUGUCAAAUGUAUGAACUGCAUGUUUUGAAGAAGGAAAAGGAGUUCUAUCUUGGUAAAAUACAGACCAAAGUCAUCUUCAUUAAAGAGAAAGAUGGAAAGACAUCAAUUGGUGAAGUAUAUGUGUUUCAUCAGAAUGCAAGUAAUUUGGGAAGAAGAUAUAAAGAAUUUUAAAUAUCUGUCACUUUAAAUCAACUUUGAGUAAUAAUUGAUUUUCCUAUCAUGGGUAAGUUUCCUUUUAAUUUUAGGAAAUCAUUGAACAUGAUAAUCCAUCUUGAUUGGCUUGGUGUUAAUUAUCAAUGAAUUUUUACCUUAAAAUGUAUCUAAAACUUGGUCAUUUAUGUAAAAAAAUAUAAUUGAAGAAUUCACUGGGACAGACAAUUCAUAUUCAUGUCAAAGAGAUGGAUGCCAUCUCUUCCAAUAUCUCUUAACUUUUUGUUUUAAAAAUGUUAGCAAACAGACCUUAGUGUAAGUUCGGUUUACUUUGACCAUUAAUAGCCAUGUUUAAAAUUUCCCUUUUAAAACAUUAGAAUUACAUCAUUCUCAGAAGGCUGUCUAUAUUUAUGUGCAUUAUAAAUCUUAUCCCUUCUCUUUAUUUUUCAUUUGUUGUUAAAAACACAGGUAUUAUUUAAAUUUACAUUUGUCUGAAUGUUUGCAUAAAACUGAUAAAUCUUUUACUAUAUAAAGAUAAAAUGAAGUAAGAAUAUUACUGAGAGCAUGCUGAAGAGUAAUAAAAUCAUUUCAAUAAACACUUAAUUGAAACAAAAUUCUUGUAUGUGACUUAUGAGGCCAGUCUAUAUAAGUAUUGUAGGACUAGGAAGGAGGGGGUGUCAGGAGCUAAUGCCAGGCCCGGAGAUAAUAUAAUUUGAGCUUAAUUGGGACAACAAAAUAAGAGUUUGAGUCAAGGAAAAGGAGAAUGGAAUAUGCAUUUAUAUAAUGCCUCCCACAUGCUGGGUACUUCAUGCUUUACAAAUAUGAAUCUCAUUUGAUCCUUACAACAACUAGAGGAGAUUAUCCCCAUGCUGUUGUUAUCCCUAUUUUACAGUUGAGGAAACUGAAGCAAACAAGUGAUUUUUCCAAGGUUUCCCAGCUAGUAAGAGUCUUAAGGCCAGAUUUGAACUGGGAAUGGAGUUUGGGGAAUGAGUAAGCUGCUGUUGAAAAUGGAAACAAAGCCAUUUGAAUGUGAGUAGAAUCAGAGUGAUGGAGAGAAUAAGACUUAAGAUUUUUUUUUUUAAUUGUGUGAAAGGGAAUUUGAAUUUGAGCAUGUUUGAGGAAAAAAGGUUGAGGAAUGUAAUACAGGAAAAUUAAAAUCUGGUUACUUAAAAAAAAUUUGUUGCACCAGAAUCUUGUAUUUAACCAUUUUUUAAAUCUGAUUCUAGCUUAUAUUGUUACUGAAUAAGCAUUGUUAUCUAGGGGGUGAGAAAUUUGAUUAACUGUCAGAAUGAAUAGUUACUAGUCAGGUAUUUUACCACAUCAUAUUUUAUCACAUUACUGUAACUUUGAGAUUUUAUGACUGGCUUAUUUCCAAAGAAUUUAUAAACUCCAAGUACACUCCAGUAUUGGUUUUUUUCCCUUGGUGCUCUUUAUGUAAUAUUCUGAUUAAAAAACCAGAAUAUUAUUUACAUAAAAUGUGUCUGCCCAUACUUAAAAAAAAUUUAAACCUUCAAAAUAAAUCAUGUAAAUAUUUCAUAAUGUAAACAAUACUCUUUUCAAAAUGCUUGAUCAGAACUUUCCUUUAGUAGAAAAUUCCCUUAUUGCAACUAAAAUAUAAUUUUAUUUAUUUAACAUUUAGAUUUUCAGGAAUGCAUCUCUUCUGUACAUCUUUUCAUAUAGACAUUCAUCUUAAAUUUUGCAAUAGUCAUUUGCUUGAAUUUAAGUUGUCUGAGUUUGUGUACUUAUUUCUGAUCAAAUAUCAGAAAAUUAAAAGCCUUGAUGUCUAAAAUGGUGUUUUCUAUUGACACCAAGCGCAUCAUCCAUCCAAGUGGAGUAUGAAAUAAGCAGUGAUUUAAAAUUACUUACCCUUUUAUAUUUUAUAGGGCAUGAACUUUUAUUUUUUAAGUAGCAAAACUUUUCCUCUUCAUUUUGUAUUCAUCAUUUCAUCUUGGGCUUAGUGUUACAACAAAAGAAGCCUGUAAUUGUGACCUAAAUAUAAUUAAGAGUAAAACAUGAUAGGAAUCAAAAUCUUUAAAAAAAAAAGGAAUAAUCAAAUUUAAUAGAUUUUCACCAUGCACAACUAUUUUUUGUAGCCUGAGGCUCUAUUUUUACUGUAGAUAAGAAAAAUUUAAGGAAAUUUGUGGUCAUUUGCUUCAUUUCAGCUUCUUUCUUUUUCAGAAUAAAUAUAUACAUAUGGAGAGAUUCCUUUUUGUUUUGUUGACUGUAUGUUUAAUGUUGCCACCUACAUUAAUUUCACUUAGCACAUUUGUAUGUUCUUUGACAUUCCUCAUUUUCAUACAAAAAUAACUUUAAAAAAUUUUUUCAUUCUUUCUUGAUCUAUUCCAUAUUGCUCUCCCAAUCCCCUACAUUGUGAUGGUGAUUUCUUAUACCAUAAAUCAAUUUAAAUUGAUGGAAUUUUCCUUUUUCUUAUGUUUGCCCAUUAAUAGUCAUUCCUUGAAUUGUUCCCUUAUGUGAUGAAAAUUUUUUUUAAUUUAUUUUGGUGGGUAGAAUAAAUAUAUGUAUCUUUCUGCUGUUUAUCUCAUGGUUUAUUUUCUGAUUUGGGAUAAUAGAUAGUUUAAAUUUGACUUUAAAAUAUAUGUAGAAAUAACAUAAAGCCUGUAAUUAAUCCUAAAAGUACUGCUUAGCUCUUCUGACACAAACACUUAUAAUCUUGAGCACCAAACUCUUGUAUACUGAAGAAGUUUUGAUAGAUUACUGUUUCUGGGGGGAUUUUGUUUGUUUGUUUUUAUAUUUUUGGUAUUCUGGUUUUGUUAUUUGCUGCUUGUUUUUAACAGCUAAAUAAUCUAGAAAUAAUAGCUAUAGAUUUAAGUGAGUUUCUUUUUGGGCACUUUUUCUCUUUGCUUGAUUCAAGCACUCUGCUUUUUAUUGAAACUAUAGUCUUCAUUUGAGGAGCCAAAGGAAUCCUAACAUAUGUUUAUAAAUCAUGUCAUGGAUUAAAGAUAAAAUUAUUUAGAUUUAUGAUUUCUAAAGUUUAAGGAACUAAAAUGGUUGUUCUGUUAGGAUCAUAAUUUAUUUAAUGGCUUUUUAAGAGCACAGCUAAUAUCAAUGAGAAGAAGCAAAAGAGAGGAAAGAAGUCCUAAACUAAUAAAAUUGAUAAUGAAAAAGUUCUUGCUUUAAAGAAGUUUAAUUCAUUUUGUUCUCCCAACUGCAUGUUACAUAUUCCUGCCAUCUAUUAGCAACAUAAAAUGUAUGUAUUUUACUUUAUUUAUCCCUGUAAACAAAUGUAUUUUAAUUAAAAUAUUGGAAUAUGUUGGAAUUAGGGUUUUUGUUAAUCCUAACAUUGCACACCAAACAAAACCCUUUUUGUGACAUCUCUGACUAAUAGAUUUCCUUCAUCUUUUGGUAAAUUCUUCAAUAAACUCAGUUUAUUUGAA
Molecule: messenger RNA, 4382 nt
Organism: Sarcophilus harrisii (Tasmanian devil)
Lineage: Eukaryota; Metazoa; Chordata; Mammalia; Dasyuromorphia; Dasyuridae
Gene: TWSG1
Product: twisted gastrulation BMP signaling modulator 1
Exons: 5
Coding region: 197-865 (222 amino acids)
Biological process (GO): regulation of BMP signaling pathway
Source: RefSeq, a predicted model, not a curated record